Messenger RNA from Dicentrarchus labrax (European seabass), 2682 nucleotides. It is a transcript of the gene upf3a, whose product is annotated as UPF3A regulator of nonsense mediated mRNA decay. Bases 54 to 1457 code for a protein of 467 amino acids. Gene Ontology annotation, cellular component: cytoplasm; nucleolus. The transcript is spliced from 10 exons. Gene Ontology annotation, biological process: positive regulation of translation; nuclear-transcribed mRNA catabolic process, nonsense-mediated decay. NCBI's taxonomy places the organism in Eukaryota, Metazoa, Chordata, Actinopteri, Moronidae. The record is from RefSeq and is a predicted model, not a curated record. Gene Ontology annotation, molecular function: telomeric repeat DNA binding.
UACUCUCGCGAGCGCACGGUGGCUUAACACGGGCGAGAGGGAGAUGGAGAGAAAUGAGGUCUGAAAAGGACCAAAUGACCGUGGUCAAGGAGAAAAGCGUCGUCGAGAUACAGUUUAGAGACAUCCCGAGAGAGCAAGAGAACACCCCUGGCAACCCGAAACAGAAAGAGGAGAAGAAAGAGGUGUUUACCAAGGUGGUGCUUCGAAGGCUUCCACCAAACCUGUCAAAGGAGCAGCUAGAGGAACAGCUCAGUCCACUUCCAUCCUACGACUACUUUGAGUUCUUUCCAGCUGAUCAAAGUCUUUACCCCCACCUGUUCUCCAGGGCAUAUAUCAAUUUUAAAAACCCUGAAGAUAUCCUGCUGUUUAGGGACCGAUUUGAUGGUUAUGUCUUCAUUGACAACAAGGGCCAGGAGUAUCCUGCAGUGGUAGAGUUUGCCCCCUUCCAGAAAAUUUCCAAGAAGAAGCUAAAAAAGAAAGAUGCCAAAGCUGGGAGCAUUGAAGAAGACCCAGAAUACAAGCGGUUCUUGGAGAAUUACUCCUGUGAUGAGGAGAAGUCCAUGGCCAACCCAGAGACCCUGCUGGGAGAGAUAGAAGCCAAGACCAGAGAGCUCAUAGCCAAACGGACAACACCACUGUUGGAGUACAUCAAAAAUAAGAAGAUUGAGAAACAGAGAAUAAGAGAGGAGAAGAGAGAGGAGAGGAGAAGGAGGGAGCUUGAAAAGAAACGGCAGAGGGAGGAGGAAAAGAGGAAGCGACGAGAAGAAGAGAGACGCAAACGAAAAGAGGCAGAGAAGCAGAAGAAACUGUCUGACAAAGACAUCAAAAUUAAGCUCCUGAAGAAGAGUGACAGGGACGAUGACGUGGAUUCAGACCGAAUGAAGGAUAAAAGCGACAUCGGGGAGGCAGACCGAGGCAAAUGGGAGAAAAUUGGAGGACAAAUGAAGUCAAAGGACUCCAAAGAAAAAGGUCAGCCUGAGAGUGACAAGGAGCAGCGAGAGCAGCACGGUCGCAGACAGAGAGAUAAGGAUCACCGUGGGAAAGAUGAAGAGAGGAAACGACAGCGACACCACUAUGAGUUUGACAAGUUUAUGCGCCGCAAAGAUGAAACCAAAUGGGGGAAGGGCUACUGCCAGGACCGAGCCAAAAAAGAAGGGCACCAUCAUGGCUAUUCUUACUGUCCAGACAGUGGAGACAAACUGGGAAAGGAGGACAGGGAGGACCUGGGUAACAGGAAAGAACGCCUCCGAAACAAGGUGAGCGAGAAGGACCGUCCAGCCAUGCAGCUCUAUCAGCCUGGCGCACGAAACAGGAAGCGCAUGAGCUCCGCAGGGAAAGGCUAUGACUGCAUCCCAGUGGGCCACUCACCUGAACCCAGCACGGAGCAUUGUUAUGAUGCCGUCACUCUGGCAACAGGGCUGGAGAAGGGGUUUGAGAAAAGCAAAGAUGAACAGUGAGCAGCCUGGAUGUUUAGAGAAAAUAGGUUGAGCGUGGUUUGACUGGUUAUUAUUGAGCUCUUAAAAAUGAUAACCUCCACUGAGAGAAAAAGGCACUUCAAAAGCAAAGUCUUUUAGUAGUUUUCAUCUGCAUUAAGUGUAAUAAAAUUCAGAGGGUUUUUGUUUUGCUGGAGCAUGAACAUUUUUAGUGCACACUAAAUAUUUUGACUGUCUCAUUGUUUAGUAUUCAAAGAAUGAUCGUCAAUUAUCAUAGCAUUAGGUGGAAUGCUUGGAAUACACCAUGUGAAAAAUACUGAGAGCAGGGGCAAACAAUAGUAGUUACCUUCAUGAUAGCACAACAAUUAACUUGAUUUCUCACAGUUAUUUGGUGUAUCACAUGCACUUUUUUGUUAUUUCAGUUGAACUUGCUGAAAAUUGCCUCUUGCCAGCUAGAUUUCAGUUUCAUCAAAGCUUUUUUAUAUGAGGAAGUCCAAUGUCAUUCCUUUUGGUCAUCAUGUUGUUGAAGUGUGUCCCUGUAAGAGGCAGCUCACGUUUGGUAUAAUAAUUAUAUGGUGAAACCAUGACCUCAUCCUCAUCUUGUUACUAAGCCUUUGUAGACCCAGCUGAACCUGGAUGUUUUUAAUAAACCUAUAGAUUUUAUUAAAAUGAAAUAUAAUGUAAGUAGAACUUACAAAUAAUAGAUGUGGAAAAUUUAACAGAGGAAAUCCUGUGUGUAUUUUUCUGUGUAAAGGUGAGCGAAUGAGAAGGGAUAAGAAUUAUUGUUGAUAAAGAGGGCAAUGUUGACACGUUUUACUGCUUUUUCCCUAGUUUGUAUGUGUCUUAUUACAUGUGGUCCAUCUUAUUCUAAGCUGUCAUACAACAGAGACAAGAUUUUUUGUUGUGAGCAAAGCUUUGUACACGAUCACCCAUGAGCCAAGAAGAACACAUUCUCUACAUUUCUAUUAAGCUUUUCCUAGACGUAAAAUGUAACGUUACAAAGUUUGACACACAUAUAUGAAAACAAUACAUUUUCUAUGCUGUGUGCAUGGUUUUUUAUUGAUUCUGUCAUCUAAAUGUAAUUGAAAAGACACAAAUAUUGAUAAAGAAAUAUAGUCUCUUUAACAGGCCUUAUAUUAUUUUUGCACUUGACCUAACAUUUGUCUAUCAUACCUCUUGUAUCAUUUGGGGUUUUUCUUUUCUUUUAGUUGUGAGAAAAUAAAGGUCUUUACCGUUAAAAGAGACUAAA